AAAUCGUAAUUGUUUAUCUCACUAAAACACAUAUUUUAUGAAUGAAAAUCUAACAAAAACCGUUUUAAAAUGAACUCGAAUAAAGAAAGCAGCAUGGAUUGGAAGCCUUCACCAAAUAUCUGCAGGUGCUGCCUCACUGACGGCUGUUACAAGAAUAUUUCAUCUGCUUACUAUUUCUCUGGCGAAAAGGAAGAUUACGAAGAAAUGCUGAAAGAAACUCUCAAUAUUCAGAUUUCUGACCAGAAUGGUGCCAGUAGACUUAUCUGUGAAGAGUGCAUUGUUCGGCUUCGAGACGCGCGUGCCUUCAAGCAAACUAUACUUCAGAGUGAGGCCACACUCGGCCAGUACACAUUGGAACAUGAUGAAGAUAUCAUCAUGGAGACAACCCUAAAGUUGUCAGAUGUGAAGGCGGAACCACUGCCACUAGAUGCAGAGGGUGUCGACGAUGGGUGUCCAGAUGAUGCUAGUCUUGAUGAUAAUGAGAUCCUCGCCAACAUAAAACUCGAGCUUACGAAAGACGUGAGUUUAGAAGCUGGGGGGAAACCCGCGAGAGUCAAACGGAAAACGAAGACUAAGAAAAGAAUUAAACACAAUAAUACAGAGUCGGAUCAGGACAAGUGGCGGGCUCUAGCGGAGCGGCGCGGCGCCGGGCCGCUGCUGAGAGAGAACUCGCUCAAGCUACUCGCCUACUCGACCGCGGCCGUGUUUCAGUGGAACAAGAGCUGGUACCGGUGUUUCUGCUGCAAAGAGCCUUUUCCUGACAUGGCCGGCUUAAAACAGCACACACAAACCUCACACACUCUAGAACACAUCAAGAGAAAGAUUAUCCUCCAACAGAACCGACUAGUCAAAGUCGAGGUCACAGAUUUAAGCUGCAAAAUCUGUCAAAAACCUAUAGAAAACUUGCAAAAAUUAAAAGUACAUUUAGUAGAACAUGACAUCAAAAUUGAAGGCGAAGAUCUACUGGUACCAUUCAAGAUUGAAGAUAAUUUGCAAUGUCAAAUAUGUUCAGAAAAUUUUUCAGUUUUUAGAUUGUUAAAUAUGCAUAUGAAUAAGCAUUUUCAAAAGCAAGUCUGUCAUAUUUGUGGGGCUGCGUUUUCUAAUUUAGUAUUUUUAAAUUUGCAUAAAACUAGGUCUCACAGACCGUUUCGUUGCAAGCAUUGCAACGAUGUAUUCUCUAAUAAGACAGAUAAAAAACAUCAUGAAAUUACUGUACAUAAUGUUAAGUAUGAAAGGAAGUUUCGGUUCCCGUGUCCAUAUUGCGAUGAGAGAUUUUUUCAAGAGAAUUUUAAAGUUUUGCAUAUGGUGGAAAAACAUGGUUUACCAAAACCUGAGCAUAAGUGUUUGGUGUGUGAGAAAUCUUUCGUGACUCGGAGUUUGUGUAAUAAUCAUAUGAAAAAUGUACAUAUGAAAGAAAAGAAUCAUGAGUGCGAUGUGUGUCAUAACUUAUUUUAUACGAGGUCGGAUGUGACGCGGCAUAGAGUGACGCACACGGGGGAAAAGCGGUUUUCAUGUACUUUAUGUAGUAACCCGUUUGCGACUAAAGACUCUUUGAGACGGCAUAUGAAAAGGACUCAUGUUGGUUUGCAUUAAAUUGUUGAAGUUA
Molecule: messenger RNA, 1606 nt
Organism: Cydia amplana
Lineage: Eukaryota; Metazoa; Arthropoda; Insecta; Lepidoptera; Tortricidae
Product: zinc finger protein 568-like
Exons: 6
Coding region: 70-1593 (507 amino acids)
Biological process (GO): regulation of transcription by RNA polymerase II
Cellular component (GO): nucleus
Molecular function (GO): DNA-binding transcription factor activity; RNA polymerase II cis-regulatory region sequence-specific DNA binding; zinc ion binding
Source: RefSeq, a predicted model, not a curated record